GGCUGGUGGGAUUCGUCGUCGACUACGUGGCCCGCUCUCGGAGGGUGCGGCGCUGGGUCGCCGUCGAGAGGGCCUCUGGCCACGAGACGGUGCUCUGGGAGGAGGACUGCGAGGCGGAGGGCGCGCGGUGGAAGUUCAUCGACUCGACCUGCAACAAGCUGUGGAGCAGGUGGGUGCCCGGGAGGCGGGGCUGCGCCGCGGAGCUGCUCUUCCUGUCCGAGGCGGACGGCUGGUGCCACGUCUGGGCCCUGCGGUGGGCCCACGGACGGGCGAGGCCGGAGACGAGGCUCGAGGAGCAGGUUGUUCUCGACCCCUGGCAGGCGGUCCUGCGGGUGGACGAGCUCGAGCGGGUCGUGUGGUUCGCGGCCGGGGGCAUCGUCCCCGGCCACGACCCGUGCUACGCGCACGUCUGCCGCGCGCCGCUGGACGCCGACGGCGGCGGCCCGCACGUGACCGUCCUCACCGCCGACGCGGAGGGCACCCACAGCCUCGCAGGACUUCUCGCCCUGCGGCCGCUUCUUCGUGGACACGUGGUCCCGCGUCGACCUGCCUCCGGUGGUGCAGCUCCGCUGCGCCAGCAGCGGGGAUAG
Molecule: messenger RNA, 590 nt
Organism: Prorocentrum cordatum
Lineage: Eukaryota; Dinophyceae; Prorocentrales; Prorocentraceae
Source: the annotation of a GenBank genome assembly